This is a messenger RNA of Daldinia caldariorum, 987 nucleotides long. RefSeq lists its product as uncharacterized. Lineage: Eukaryota; Fungi; Ascomycota; Sordariomycetes; Xylariales; Hypoxylaceae. The record is from RefSeq and is a predicted model, not a curated record. The transcript is spliced from 2 exons. Bases 1 to 987 code for a protein of 328 amino acids.
AUGUCUCCACCACUGCAACUAACCACAUCCACCGUUAUGUCAUACGCGCCAACCAGCGAUGUUCUCGAACGACAUGAAUAUGCUGUCAAUAAGAAUAGAAAAUUAACAGCAUCGACUGGUGGGGGGAGAGCCUGGAGCGAAGAGGAGGAGGUGUAUCUUCUUCAAACCCGCCUUCAAAAGAUGCCUUAUAAGCAUAUUGCUGCUCACUUGAAAAAAACCGAGUUAGCUUGCCGUCUUCAUUAUCACCAGCUGAGCCAUGGAAGCAAUCGUCGGAAGCGGACUAUGUCGGUAUCAUCUGUGUCCUCAACAGGUCAUUCUCCCAUCUUGCCGGCUACUAUCCCAUCUCCCAUCCAGGAGACUCCUCGUGGUAAUUCCUCUCCCGUGAGUGCCACUGGUCAGGAGCCCGACUCACCCAGCUAUGCGACCACGGUGCAACUCCCUAGUAUUGUAACGAAUGCUGGCACAUCGCCUCAUCUUCCCGCGAUAUUGCCAAAGCCGUCGACAAUUGCUCUCCCAAAUACUGCGCCCCCGGCUUCGUAUAACUAUCCUGCUUCGGGUCCCGACUCGGCUCGGUCGCUAGCGCCAUCCCCGUUUCCUCAGUCCGCAUCAAUUAGCCAGGUACCUGUUCUUCGACUUGACUGUUCCCUCCCGCCGCCUUCAGCUCACGUGGAUAUCCCUCGACUGCAGUCAAUAUAUGCUGCGCAUCGGUCAUCAUUCUGGAGUGCGAUCGCAUCUGAAUAUGGGUCGGGUAUUAGCCCAAUCGUCCUAGAGCAGGCGUGGAAGACAAGCAUAUUUUCUAUGGGCGGCCAAACUCCGAUUACACCGGUUACCAGUCCCAACGACCGGGAGAUUGUUUAUGAAAGGCAUGACAAGACCCGUAUUAGCGCUAUCCUCGGAAUCGAUGCCAAUCCACGAAGUCCGAAGGAGAGGGAGAUGGUUCGGCGAUUAGAAGAGGAACGAAGUGUUGGUGUAACUGCUGGUGCCUAG